CUCCGUCGCCUGGCCGCCACCAUCCGCAAGUCGACAACAAUCCUGCUGCCAGCAUGGAAGAAGCAGCUCGAGGCGCUCAAUCAGGGCAUUCUCAUGCUGAAGCAAGACGUCAGAACACGGUGGUGUUCAACUCACGACAUGCUCAAACGGGCUGUCCGCCUGAAGACGGCCAUCAAGUCCUUCUGUGAGGCCGACAACGACCUCCAUCCUCUGGAUCUCGAGGAGUACCAGCUCUCUAGGCGGGAAUGGUCGAUUGCCGAGCAGCUGCUGGAGGUGCUUAAGGAUGCAACGCUCUUCUUCUCCCGCAGCACACCAAACCUUGCAAGCGUCAUCCCGGUCAUGGACGUCCUCGACGAACGCCUCACCACCACUGCGCUGCCGGGAAGCAAGACCUCAAAGGGUGUACCCUACGACCCGGCCAUCCGGUUUGCUCACAAAUUUGUGCAGCAGGUUCUCAACAAGUACUACGAGCUCACAGACUCUUCGGAGUGCUAUCGAAUCGCCAUGGGUGAGUUCUAA
Epithele typhae is the source of this 519-nucleotide messenger RNA. RefSeq lists its product as uncharacterized. The annotation marks the transcript as partial. The transcript is spliced from 2 exons. NCBI's taxonomy places the organism in Eukaryota, Fungi, Basidiomycota, Agaricomycetes, Polyporales, Epitheliaceae. The record is from RefSeq and is a predicted model, not a curated record.